CGCCUGCAUGCAUUUCAGCAGGCCGGUCCUUUCUUGCCUUCGAAACCAUAGACUCGCUCCUCCUCUUCCCUAGACGCUGCAUUUUGAAUUUUGCUGCUGCAACCGGGAUUUUUGGCUGGCGUCCACGUGGGAGCGGGUGAAGUUUUUCUCUUGCUGAAGUGAGGUGUGGGGGCUGUGAGCACCUGUGUAGCCCCUGGUUUCUUGAGACCUUCCAAACCUGCUUCCUUUGAGCCCAGUCAGGUGAAAUAAAUGGACUAAUUCUGGCUCAGAGAGGGAAGCGUCCUGCCACUCACUGCUUGGAUGCAGAAAGGAACUGAGGCUUUCUUAACAUGUGGCCAGAACUGGACUGAGAUUGACUGUGACAGGAGGAAAUGUCCUCAGAGCAGGAGGCUGUGACAACUGUGGGCCUCCUCUUUGAGCCUGUGGAAGACGAGGGGAUCACAAUAGCUGGAAAGACCCUGCAUGUGGCCCAGGAUGGGACUACCGGCGAGUUUGUGAGUUGGGUCCCUUCAGAGCAGGGAAGCCAAGAGGCAGAGGAGGGAUUGGCCCAGACCUGGGAAGUCCAAUGGCAGGAGUUCCUGAAAUCAGUUCACAACCCUUAUUGCAGGAACCCAGAGUCACCGAAGACCAUGCGGUGGGAAGUUACCAGGUCCUCUCUGGUUCCUUCGGAAUCAGGGGCUGCUUCUGGCAGCUGGCCAGGAGAAGAGGGGGCCCUCGGCCUUUCUCCUGGCGAGGGACCCCCAAAUAUCUCAAGCAGCGUCGACUCUGGGGAAAGAAGAGAUGGCACAGAAGCAGAGGGGGAGACCCCAAGCAAGGGUGUUGCUGAUGGAGAAAUGCAACGCCAACAUUUCAGGCAGUUCUGCUACCAAGAGGCUGAGGGACCCCAAGAGGUUUACAUCCGCCUCUGGGAACUUUGCUGUCAGUGGCUGCAGCCGGAGAGACGCACCAAGGAGCAGAUCCUGGAGCUGGUGGUGUUGGAGCAGUUCCUGGCCAUCCUGCCCCCGGAGAUCCAGAGCUGGGUCCAGGAAAGCCACCCAGAGAGUUGCUUCCAGGCGGUGGCCCGUGCGGAGGAUUUCUUGAUGGGGCAGCGGGAGACCGAGGAAUGGGAGCCGCAGGUGCUGGAUCCAUCCACGGAGGUGGCUGUGGGUUUCUCCAGUGUGGACCAAGCUCUCCUGGACCUGUACAAGGAGGUGAAGCAAGAGGGUGACCAGGAUGCUGGCUGGCUGGGAGGUGAGGCACUGUUGAAUGUAGAUGGCGUUGAAAGACCUGAGUGGGAAGAGCUGGAUGUGGAUUUUGGAGAUCCAGGUGAACCAGAGAAUUGGGAACAAAGCCCAGUGGAGAUGUGGAGGAAUUCAUUGAGUGCUGGUAGCCGGGAUGACCAUUCUGAGACUGCUGUUUCACCCCCACAGACAAGAGAGAACACUGUCUUUAGAAAACGCUUUGCCCCUAAACUCAACCACAGUAGGCGUCAAAGGAUCCACAUGGGGCCAAAGCCCCACAAAUGCACCGAGUGUGGGCGGUCCUUCACCCGGAGAGCAAACCUUUUCCGUCAUCAGACGCUCCACACAGGGCUAAGGGCGCAUCUUUGCACGGAUUGUGGCCGAAGGUUCACGCGGCGAGAAAACUUAGUCCGGCACCUGAAGAUCCACACAGGUGAUGGAUGGGUGAUUGAGAAUGAGGGGGAUCAACUUUGGACUCCCCCAAAGGCAGAAGAGACCCCUGGAAAUCAAAGGCAAAAAGGGGACAGAAGACGCCAAACAGAGAAUGAGAAACAAAAGUCCGUCACUGGCCCGAAUGGCGACUUCUUUGAAAUUUCUGUCCCACAAGUGGUACAUGAAGGGACGCAAAAGAAUAAAUGCCCCAUUUGCCGAAAAGCAUUUAUUCACCUGUCAAGCCUUACAAGACAUCAGAGAAUCCACCACCCGGAAGUGAAGUUGCUUUCUUGUUCAGAUUGUGGGCGGAAUCUGGGCCAGGGGGCAGAUUAUAGAAGACUUGAAGCCACGCCUGCAGGCGAGAAAGUAUAUAAAUGCUUUAAGUGUGAAAAGAGACAUUCGGUCAAACUUCAUACUCACAAGAAAAGCAGUACAGGGAAGAAACCACACAAAUGCUUAGACUGCAAUUAUAGCUUCAGCUGCCGGUCACACCUUCUCAGACAUCAAAGAAUCCACACGGGAGAGAAACCUUAUACCUGUUCAGCCUGUGGGAAGAGCUUCCGUCAGACUGCGCACCUUGUGAAGCAUGAGAGGACACACAGAGGACAGAAACAGUAUUUAUUCUGACAUUUGGAAUAGCUGGACAGUUUUAGUUAGCAGUGCAUCCUCUCACUUGUUUGCAAUGGUGAAGUGCAGGGGUGGAAUUCUAGCAGGUACUCCUUUGCAUAUUAAGCCACACACCCCUGAUGUAGCCAAUCCUCCAAGAGCUUACAGGGCUCUUCUUAUAGGGCCAACUGUAAGCUCCAGGGGGAUUGGCUACAUCAGGGGGCUGUGGCCUAAAAUGCAAAGGAGCUCCUGCUAGAAUUCCACCCUGGUGAAGUGUAACUACAUUUGUGCAUUCAUUUCCUAGCAAACAAACUGGAAAAGCAUAAUUCAUUAGUUCAGUUCAUUUUUUCUGGUGCGUGGCAGUCUCGUUCGAGAAUUCAAAGAUGAAACAGAGAGAAAGCAGGAGAUAAGAAACUGACAUAGAAGUUUUCCAAUCAGCACAGCCAAACAGGUCUCACAAGAGAAGAGGUUAUAGAGGAGGGUAGAGGGGAAGGCAAGAGAGUUAGGGGUAGGCAAGAGACAGGAACAAAGAAAGAGGCUUUUCCACUGGGGGAAAAAUGUUAAUUGUAAAAGCCAGUGAGAAUGAUAAUAAAUACAGCAAAAACAAAA
Heteronotia binoei (common prickly gecko) is the source of this 2867-nucleotide messenger RNA. RefSeq names its product zinc finger protein 397-like. Gene Ontology annotation, molecular function: DNA-binding transcription factor activity, RNA polymerase II-specific; RNA polymerase II cis-regulatory region sequence-specific DNA binding. The coding region runs from base 372 to 2279 and encodes 635 amino acids. The transcript has 5 exons. Gene Ontology annotation, biological process: regulation of transcription by RNA polymerase II. NCBI's taxonomy places the organism in Eukaryota, Metazoa, Chordata, Lepidosauria, Squamata, Gekkonidae. The record is from RefSeq and is a predicted model, not a curated record.